Molecule: messenger RNA, 1436 nt
Organism: Astyanax mexicanus (Mexican tetra)
Lineage: Eukaryota; Metazoa; Chordata; Actinopteri; Characiformes; Acestrorhamphidae
Gene: stoml2
Product: stomatin (EPB72)-like 2
Exons: 10
Coding region: 159-1247 (362 amino acids)
Cellular component (GO): membrane
Source: RefSeq, a predicted model, not a curated record
CUCAGCGGCUCCAGAGAGGAAGAGCAGCAGGCGGGUCACGCUGGAGCUGCGGGGUGGAAAGGUUGCGGGUUAGUUUCAUCAUUUUUACUAAUUCAGAGAUCAGAGAAACCUGUGAGGAACACUGAGGAACCCGUGAGGAAUCUGGGCAGGCUGAGAACAUGCUGAGGAGCGUGGUGUGGAGGACUGGCAGUGCUCUGUUAAAGCACUCUCGACAGAACGUACCAGUUCUAUGGGGGACGCGGGCUCAGCAGCGCUGGGCUUCCAGCCUCCCCAUGAAUACGGUGGUUCUCUUCGUACCGCAGCAGGAGGCCUGGGUGGUGGAGAGGAUGGGGCGCUUCCACCGGAUUCUUGAGCCAGGGCUUAACUUCCUAAUCCCUGUAUUGGACAGAAUCAGGUACGUACAGAGCCUGAAGGAGAUAGUGAUAGAUGUUCCAGAACAGUCUGCUGUAUCUCUUGAUAACGUGACUCUCCAAAUAGAUGGAGUUUUAUACCUCAGGAUACUCGACCCCUUUAAAGCCAGUUAUGGAGUGGAGGAUCCAGAGUAUGCUGUAACUCAGCUGGCUCAGACUACUAUGAGAUCAGAAUUGGGAAAGCUCACUCUGGAUAAAGUCUUCAGGGAGCGAGAGUCCCUCAAUUCGAACAUUGUACACUCCAUCAACCAGGCGGCGGAUGAGUGGGGGAUUCGCUGCCUCCGAUACGAGAUCAAGGACAUUCACGUUCCCCCACGGGUUAAAGAGUCCAUGCAGAUGCAGGUGGAAGCAGAGCGGAGAAAGAGAGCCACGGUUCUGGAAUCUGAGGGAACGAGGGAGGCGGCCAUAAACGUGGCAGAAGGACGCAAGCAGGCCCAGAUUCUGGCUUCUGAGGCCGAGAAAGCAGAACGGAUCAACAAAGCUGCAGGUGAAGCAAAUGCUGUGUUGGCCAAAGCAGAAGCGAAAGCGAAGGCCAUUCGUCUUCUGUCAGCUGCUCUGACCCUGCAGAAUGGAGAUGCAGCAGCGUCCCUCAGUGUAGCGGAGCAGUACGUCACCGCCUUCUCCAGCCUGGCCAAGGAGUCAAACACCAUCAUCCUGCCCUCAAACACAGGAGACAUCUCCAGUAUGGUCACACAGGCCAUGGCUAUUUACGGGAGUUUAGCCAAGACGCAGUCUGCAAAAGCCCUGGAGAACGUGAGCUCCACAACUCCAGACUUUCAAGCAGAGGAGAGUUUAUUUCCUGAACCUCCGGCACCUCAGUCCACCUCCAGCUCCUAGAUCACACCUUCCAACACAAAGUGACACACAACCUCAGAUACAGGACAGGACUGACCCGUACCGCCCAUGAGGAGAUAUUCUCAUCUGCAGAAUGUCCUCAGGAGGACAUGAGAGCCAUGAACACCACCCUGAAAUGCUGGUUAUAGAUGAGAGAUGACAGAGAAAGGAUUAAAAAAGUUAUAACAGUGA